CACUUUUCACUUUUCACUUUUCACUUUAUUUCGUCUUAUCCUAUCUUAUAUAUCUAUUUGGCGCGUACAUUAUGAAUACACCUCCAAAGCGAGAGCUAACGAGGGCGUUUUUUCCUCAUGCAAAGACGACCCUCGACUUAGUCUGGGACUACAUAAAAGAACAGUUUGCCUGGCCUGACGUUUUGCGAUGGAAGGGAUCGGUCCUUGUCCCGACAUUACCUGGUGUGUUUGGCAUGACCUGUUUUGCUUGUGUCAUAUGUAUCUGCCACAUCCAACUCAACUUCUUUAUCAAUAUUCCUGUCUCUGUUUUGGGAACGGUCUCUGUCGCACUUGGUUUGCUUUUGGCUUUCCGUGUGAAUACCGCGUACGAUCGUUAUUGGGAAGGGCGUAAAUUGGUUCAAACAGUUAUUGCUACCAUCCGCAAUCUGACCAGACAGGUCUGGAUAAAUAUCCCCGAAGAGACGGAUCAGGACCAUCGCGAGAAAAUGCGCUGCAUCAAACUAAUCUUGGCGUUCAUGGUAGCAACAAAGCAUCAUCUCAGACACGAAUAUGGAAUUGAUUACUAUGAUUUGGAAGUACUCCUGCCUCCCGAUUGGGUUCCAUGCAGUGUAAAUCACUCUGAGGACUUAAACCAACCUGUAAAAAAAACUGUCAAAGAUCUCAACCUUACACCAUUUGCCCAGCGCGCCCUUGCCAAGGCUAGUGCUCUUCCUUUCGUUAUCUCACUUCAUAACAGCGUCAAGCCUCCAAACCACGAUGAACCCAUGGAAGCCGAUGACCCUAUCGAUAUCAUGAACGCCCGUCGCAGCGAACUUACUGACCGGUUCCCUGAGGCUGGACUUGCCGAUGUUUCAUGUGCAGAUCUCAAAUUGGCCGCGUCUGGCAGAGGUCGCCAGCUGACUAUGCAACAACAGGACUUUAACCGUUCAGGAAGAUUAAUAAUGAAUGGAGACGAAGAAGCUCAACUGGAAGGAAGGUCCGAUGAGGACGACACACCUCAUCAUGAUAAUGCAGUCGUACCAGAUUCUGAUCAGGCCACCGUAAGAGUACGCUCUUCGGAUGAGGACGUUCACACUACCCGCCACAAGCAUCAUUUUAGCAACCUUAGACGCCGUCUCAAGCCAAAGAGGGCCUUCUCUGGCCCUGAAGAUUUGCCUUAUCACGGUGAUUCUGAUAUCUCCUUGCCCAUCGAAAUUCUAUUCAAGAUUGCACUUUAUAUCAACCAGGCUAAGGCGGCCGAAAAGAUUGAGUCUAGUUUUGUAGCCGUUACUACUUCUUCACUCGAUACCCUCACAAAUUCACUUACUGCAUUCGAACGCAUUGUUCAUACCCCUAUACCAAAGGCUUACAAUAUUCAUUUGAAACAAGGUGUCCUUCUUUAUAUCUUCUUCCUUCCUUUUGCAUUGGUCGAAACCAUCGGCUGGCUUACCGCUCCAAUUGUCGCACUUGUAUCUUUUACGCUAUUCGGUAUUGAGGCCAUUGGUGCUGAAAUUGAAAAUCCAUUUGGUUACGAUGAGAACGACUUGCCGUUGAACCGUUAUUGUGACGACCUGAAGAAGGAGGUCGAAUAUAUCAUCUACCAUAUUCCCAGUAAAUCUAGUAGUAUUCUGCUUGAUGGCCGGUAAACCAACCAGCUUUAUAUUAAAAAGAAAGAAUCCCCCACCCUAAAAAAAUAAUACAAAAAUUAUUAAAAUAUAAAUAAAUAAAUAUAAAAAAACAAACAAACAAGAGUAAGAAGAAUAGACUUUUAUGCUCUCAU
Messenger RNA from Phycomyces blakesleeanus NRRL 1555(-), 1759 nucleotides. RefSeq lists its product as hypothetical. Lineage: Eukaryota; Fungi; Mucoromycota; Mucoromycetes; Mucorales; Phycomycetaceae. The transcript has 7 exons. Bases 72 to 1625 code for a protein of 517 amino acids. Gene Ontology annotation, molecular function: chloride channel activity. The record is from RefSeq and is a predicted model, not a curated record.